UUACAGGGAUCAGCAAGUGAAUGUACAUUCAUAUGUCUAUUGGCCGCGAAAGAAUAUACAACGCGACAAAUGAAAAUUCUUCAUCCAGAACUGAACGAGGAUAUCAUUAAGACUAAAUUAGUCGCAUAUACUUCUAAUCAGUCGAAUUCUUCGGUGGAAAAGGCAGGAAUUUUAGGAUCGAUGCUAAUAAGACUGUUACCAGUAGACAACAAGUGCUCUCUACGUGGUGAAACUUUGAAGAAAGCGAUACAGGAUGAUUUGGAGAAAGGCCUUAUUCCAUGUUACGUCGUCGCUACUUUAGGAACUACUGGCACUUGUGCAUUUGAUAAGCUUGAUGAGAUAGGACCUAUAUGCAAAGAAUAUAAUAUCUGGCUUCAUAUUGAUGCUGCAUAUGCUGGUGCAGCAUUUAUUUGUCCAGAAUUUCGUCAUUUGAUGUCUGGUGUUCAAUAUGCAGAUUCAUUUAAUGUAAAUGCUCAUAAAUGGUUGCUAACCAAUUUCGAUGCGUCUGUAAUGUGGGUUAAAGAUUCGAGACGACUUAUAGAAGCGUUUAGUGUGGACAGAAUAUAUCUAGCUCACGAUAAAGAAGGACUCGCACCCGAUUACAGAAAUUGGGGAAUUUCUUUGGGUCGUCGAUUUCGCUCAUUAAAAUUAUGGUUCGUCAUGCGACUUUAUGGUGUUGAAGGACUUCAAAAGCACAUUAGACAUACUAUCAAAUUAGCACAGCUUUUUGAGAAAUAUCUCAGAUCGGACAAUAGAUUCGAAAUUGUUACGGACGCAGUUAUGGGUCUCGUUUGUUUCCGCAUCAAGGGUGAUAACAGUUUGACAAAAAAACUAUUAGAUCGUCUAACAGCAAGGAGACAAGUUUACCUCAUCGCAGGUACAUAUCAAGAAAAACUUAUCGCCCGAUUUGUUAUUUGUUCUCGAUUAUGUCGAGAAGAGGAUAUCGUUUUCUCGUGGAACGAAAUAAGUAGUCAGACAAAUGAAAUUUUACAAAGCGAAUCUCAUCAAGAAUCAAUCGAAUGCAUCGCGAAAUCGCCGAAUGAUAUUGCGACGAAAAUAGAAAAUUUAAAUUUGACCAUAAAGGAAGUUUCGCAAAAAAUAUCAAAAACAAUAUAAUUAAUCUCAAGAAUU
Molecule: messenger RNA, 1131 nt
Organism: Camponotus floridanus (Florida carpenter ant)
Lineage: Eukaryota; Metazoa; Arthropoda; Insecta; Hymenoptera; Formicidae
Product: aromatic-L-amino-acid decarboxylase-like
Exons: 6
Biological process (GO): amino acid metabolic process; catecholamine metabolic process
Molecular function (GO): aromatic-L-amino-acid decarboxylase activity; pyridoxal phosphate binding
Source: RefSeq, a predicted model, not a curated record